Theobroma cacao (cacao) is the source of this 3498-nucleotide messenger RNA. RefSeq names its product Argonaute family protein (gene AGO5). Gene Ontology annotation, molecular function: protein binding; RNA binding. Lineage: Eukaryota; Viridiplantae; Streptophyta; Magnoliopsida; Malvales; Malvaceae. The record is from RefSeq and is a predicted model, not a curated record.
UCCCCAGUCGUCUCUCUGCGCUUUUAUAAACGAAGGCUCACUCUCCAUCAAUGGGUUUUUUGGAGAGCCAUAUCAAGUGUCUCUCCCUGUUGCAGUAUCGUUUUUGUAUUCUGUUUCUCGCCUUUUGAAUUUUCAUCUUGACACUCUCUCUCUAUCGUUUAACGGCAAUGUCUGGACGUGGCGCCGGUGGUCGCGGUCGGGGUCGGGGUCGCGGUCGCGGCGGAGGCGAACGUGGCCGGGGACAGGACCCUGGUCGCGGUCAACCGUCUCCGUCUCUCUCUCGCGGUGGCGGCAGUGGUAGAGGAAGAGGUCGUGACGCUAGUGGAGGACGUGGACCCUCUGGUCCUCCUCCUUAUUCCUCUUACACUCCGCCUCCUCCUCAGGUGGCUCCUACUCAGCCACCUCCUUCUUCUGCCCCGUCGACGUCUACGGCUCCGGCAUAUGAUCCUUCGUCGAGUUCUGGUGCGGAAUCACUGAUGAGGGAGGUCUCGCAAAAGCUUACAUUGGAGCCUGAGGCUACGACGACGGCGCCCUCUCUUCCUCCGUCGUCGUCAAAGGCGAUUAGGUUCCCGCAAAGGCCUGGUGUAGGUCGGGCCGGUAGAAAAUGCAGGGUUAGAGCCAAUCAUUUCCUCGUUGAGGUUGCUGACAAAGAUCUUCAUCACUAUGAUGUUUCAAUAACUCCUGAGGUAGCCUCAAAGAAGUUGAACAGAAUUAUAGUGAAACAAUUCACUGAGUCGUACAAGCAGUCACACCUUGGUGGUCGGUGUCCAGCCUAUGAUGGUGGGAAGAGCUUGUACACAGCUGGUGCACUGCCUUUUAAGUCAAAGGAGUUUCUUGUUAGGUUAAUCGAUGAAGACCGAGGUGGUAGUUCAUCUAGUUCAGCAAGGAAGGAACGGCAAUUUAAGGUGGCAGUCAAAUUGGCAUCGAAACCUGAUCUUCAUUAUUUGCGGGAGUUCUUGCUUCGAAGGCAUUUCGAAGCUCCUCAAGAAACUAUUCAAGCGCUGGAUGUUGUUCUUAGGGCUAAACCAUCUGAGAAUUAUACUGUGGUGGGAAGGUCAUUUUUCCACCCACAUUUAGGUGGUAAAGGAGGGCUUGGUAAUGGAAUAGAGUACUGGAUGGGGUAUUAUCAGAGUCUUCGGCCCACUCAAAUGGGUUUAUCUCUUAAUAUUGAUUUGUCUGCUCGAUCAUUCUAUGAGCCACUUUUAGUUACGGACUUUGUUGCCAAACAUUUCAGGCAGAUAAGCCUGUCAAGGCCUCUGUCUGAUCAAGAUCGUGUUAAAGUGAAAAAGGCCUUGAAAGGGGUGAAGGUGCGACUUACCCACAUGGCGUAUGCAAAAACUUGUAACAUUGUUGGCAUAUCCAGAAUGCCAAUAAGCCAGUUAACGUUUACUCUUGACGACAAGAAAACAAAUGUGUCUGUGGUUCAGUAUUUCCGUGAAAAAUACAAUAUUGUGCUUAAAUAUGCAUCAUUGCCUGCCCUUCAAUCUGGAAGUGAAGCAAAACCUGUUUACAUGCCAAUGGAGCUGUGCCAAAUUGUUGAAGGACAGAGAUACACAAAAAAGCUAAAUGAUCAACAAGUAAAAGCUCUGUUGAAAGCAACCUGUAGACGUCCACGUGAUAGGGAGAGGGAUAUUAAAAGGAUGGUGAACAAUAAUAAUUUCAACGGAGAGGAGUGUGUAAAUGAUUUUGGAAUUCAAGUUGGACAAGAACUUGCAUUUGUUGAUGCGCGAGUUUUGCCCGCUCCAAUGCUUAAGUAUCACGAUACUGGACGAGAACGAAGUGUUAAUCCUGGGUAUGGGGCAUGGAACAUGAUCAACAAGAAAAUGGUCAAUGGCGGGAAAGUGGAUUUCUGGACUUGUGUGAACUUCUCCUCAGAAUAUAAAAAUAUAUCAGAGCACUUCUGUAUGGAACUGGUGAAAAUGUGUAAUAGCAAAGGAAUGGUAUUUUACCAUACUGCUUCAGUCCGUAUCCGUUCAGCUCGUCCUGAUAGAAUUGAGCAAACUCUCUUAGAUGUUCACAAGGAAUCUACAGGCCAGAAGAGGCCACUUCAGUUGUUGAUAAUUAUUUUACCUGAUCAGAGUGGCUCAUAUGGGAAAAUUAAACGAAUAUGUGAGACGGAGUUAGGUAUUGUUUCUCAAUGUUGUCAGCCCAAGCAAGCUUCUAAUUUUAGGCCUCAAUAUCUUGAAAAUCUUGCUCUGAAGAUCAAUGUGAAGGUUGGGGGACGUAACACCGUGCUGAAUGAUGCCAUUGAAAGAAAAAUUCCUCUUGUGACUGAUCUCCCUACAAUUAUAUUUGGUGCGGAUGUCACUCAUCCAAAGCCUGGGGAAGAUUCUAGUCCUUCAAUAGCUGCAGUGGUUGGUUCAAUGGAUUGGCCAGAGGUUACUAAGUAUCGAGGAAUAGUCUCUGCACAGGCUCAUCGGGAGGAAAUAAUCCAGGAUCUCUAUAAAAUAGUUCAGGAUCCUCAGAAGGGUGUUGUUCAUAGUGGAAUGAUUAGGGAAUUGCUUAUGGCUUUCUAUAAAUCAACUGGGCAAAAACCUUCCAGGAUUAUUUUCUACAGAGAUGGAGUUAGUGAAGGCCAAUUUAGUCAAGUUUUGCUCUAUGAAAUGGAUGCAAUUCGAAAGGCUUGUACAUCACUACAGGAGAAUUAUAUGCCACCAGUUACAUUUGUUGUGGUGCAGAAGAGGCAUCAUACUCGCUUAUUUCCUAUUGAGAAUGCCUUAACAGAUAAGAGUGGCAAUAUUCUAGCAGGUACUGUUGUUGAUACUACCAUUUGUCACCCUACAGAAUUUGAUUUUUAUCUUAAUAGUCAUGCUGGAAUCCAGGGAACAAGCAAGCCAACUCAUUAUCAUGUCUUGUAUGAUGAAAACAAGUUCACGGCAGACAACUUGCAAGUGCUCACAAACAAUUUAUGUUACACGUAUGCAAGGUGUACUCGGUCGGUUUCCAUAGUGCCUCCUGCAUAUUAUGCUCAUCUAGCAGCUUUUCGGGCACGCUAUUACAUAGAGGAUGAAACUUCUGACAGUGGCUCUACAGAUGUGAGACGAAGUGCAAGAGACAGAAACGUGGAGGUUCGGCCUCUCCCAAGCAUCAGAGAAAAUGUGAAGGAAGUCAUGUUUUACUGCUGAAUAGGCGUUUCUUUCUCUGUUUAUGUUUUUAUUUGGGUUUCUUUCACCAAUGCAUCGUUGGUUAAUGGGUGGUUAUUUAGGGUAUCUUGAACUUUUUGUUAAUAUUGCCUCGGUUAAUGUUGCCAAAAGCUUUUGAGCUUUUUGUUUAUCCCUGGAAGUCAGGGACUGACCUCUUGAUAAUUCUUUUUGGUUGAGGGCGUGUUCGGUUUUUGUAUACAUGUCACAGAUAGAGGUAUUCUAGGGCUGGAUACUUUUGAAUCAUAUCGCUCAGUUACCAAAGUGAAAUGUGGCUGUGUACAGAGUAAAACUAUUAUCAGAAAUAUGUUUAUAGAAAAAUAUGUCUUGAAGUAUGAUUUCUUCUUUUGGCCUUUGA